GAGGAUCCACAGUCACUAUGGCAACCGGAGACGCCUAGCGUUUACCGCAGCUGACUGCAGAGCUGAGAAAGCCGGGCGACAGGGCGACAGCCAGACAGACCGCGAAACCCCUCGUGGCAUGAGGCAGCAGGAGGCCGUGGUAGUGACCGCGGCGGCAAUGCCCGAGGAGGGCUGCGAUGGGGAGCAGCCUCGGCAGCUGGCAGGGCUGGUGUGCAGGGCGCCCGGCGUCUCCCAGGAACCCCACAAACAGUGGAAGAAAUUUUUAUAUUGUGAGCCACAUAAGAGAAUUAAGGAAGUGCUGGAAGAAGAACUUUAUAUUAAGAGAGAUGAAUGCCACAUUAAAAAUCCACCUUCAGUGGUCCUGGAAGGGAUCUGGAGCAUUAAAAGGAAUCUCCCUGUGGGGGGCUUGAAGCCAGGACUGCCUAGCAGGAACAGUUUACUGCCACAAGCCAAAUACUAUUCCAGGCACGGAGGACUGAGAAGAUGAAAUGAAUAUAAUUUUCCACUGGGAAGAAACCUCUUUCUCUUUAUGUUUGAAGAACACUGAAGAAACUCAAGUUGUUUCUUGAUUUCAGAUGUAUGGAUGGAGGGGAAGUAUAUUAGUCUGUAAUAUAUGUUUACAUAGUCAUCUAAAGUCAUGAAAGACUAUUGAUAUUUUGCUAAAUAACUGCAAACAAUGAAGGAAAAUCUUAUGCUUAUUUUUAGUUUUCACAAUUGGAAUAAACUGGGUUUCUAAUUCAAUAGAAUUGGGUUAUUCUAUUAAAUGAGUGAGGCAAUAGGCAAC
Messenger RNA from Ictidomys tridecemlineatus (thirteen-lined ground squirrel), 784 nucleotides. RefSeq names its product chromosome 4 C11orf97 homolog (gene C4H11orf97). Gene Ontology annotation, cellular component: ciliary base. Lineage: Eukaryota; Metazoa; Chordata; Mammalia; Rodentia; Sciuridae. The record is from RefSeq and is a predicted model, not a curated record.